AUGCCAUCACAAUCCCUGACCGCUGCUCUACUUGAUUGUCAUAGAGUUGCAGCACCUACAGUACCCAACUUCUCCGCUAUAGCCAAAGAACACAAUGUUGUACGCACCACCCUCAGUCGCCAUUACUACAAAUCUCUUCAUGACAUUCCACCUGAUGGUCGAUCCAACCAAGCUCAUCUUGAUGAACAUGAAGAAGCUGUCUUAGUAAAGCGUGUGCUUGAGUUGGGGAAGCGUCGACUCUAUCCCACUCCUGCCAUCCUGCGGAACAUGGCAUACGAGAUCUGUGGUACCCUUCCGUCUAGCAAGUGGGCAACCCGGUUCAUAGAUCGCCACAAGGACAAAAUCAAGUGCAUGAGGGUUCAUGGAAUGGAGAAAUCACGACAUGCGGCCGAGUAUAAACCUAUCUUUGAGGAGUACUUUGAUAUUGGGUUCAUCAUCGGUCAGACAAACAAGGAAUCUUGGAUACUCCCCCUUGAAGAGACACUCAAGUCAGACCCAGCAAAAGCGCGCAUAGACGGAUCCCGAGAAUUCGUAACCCUCAUCGCUACCAUCUGUGCCGAUGGCACUGCCCUUCCUCCUGCUCUCAUCUAUAAAGGGGUUUACGGUCAGGUAUGCGAGAGCUGGACAUCAGAGGUUCUCCCAAGCGAUGAGAUCUUCAUGGGUGCAUCAGAAAAAGGGUGGACAGACGAUAAUCUUGGACUCCAAUGGCUCACGGAGGUUUUCGAUAAAAGUACUACUUCAAAACAACUACGGCGUCGUCUUCUUAUUGUUGAUGGACACUCGAGUCAUGUCAACUACACAUUCCUGCAGCUUUGUGAUUCGCUUCGCAUCGCAGUCUGCAUUCUUCCUCCACACAGCACCCACCGUCUUCAGCCGUUGGAUGUUGGCGUCUUCUCACCACUUUCCUCUCACUACACAACCGUCUCUACCCAAUUGUCUGUCGCCUGGGAAGGUAGAGUAGGAAUGAGCAAGUCACUCUUCUACCUAAUUUUCAAGCAAGCAUGGGCCAACGCUCUCUCAGAAUCGACUAUACGAAACGCUUUCGCCAAGGCAGGCAUCCAUCCACAGAACCGUAGUGUGGUAAUGGAUGGCGUCUUCACCCGACCGGUAACCCCUCCCCCAAAAGAGCAAACUACUCCACUUCACUCCUUGUUCAAUCCACCCAGCUCCCCCCUCAAUGCCUCUGGUUCAGUCAAGCUCAUGCAUCGAAUGCGUAAAGGUGAAGUCACACCCGACUACACAAGCGGCAAGUUGUACAAGGCAUUCCGCUCUCUAUCAGCCGAUCAUCGCCUCAUGAAAUCGAAGCUAGAUAAUUUGGAGCAGGCAAUAUCACAUACAAAGAGAAAGAGGACAACCCGGAAGUAUGUAGCUGAUCAAACGGAUGGUGGGGUAGCAUUCUUAGGGCCACGGCAGUUCCAAGAGGCGAGGGAAGCAUUUGAGCGGGAGGAAGCGGAAGCGGAGGAAGCACAGAGGUUGAAGGUUGUUGCCGCAGAGGAACGUGCGGAGAAGAAGAGGGAGCAGGAGGAGGCAACCAAGGUGCGAAGAGCAGAGGUAGCUGAGGCUCGAGCCGAGAAGAAAAGGAAACAGGAGGAGGAAAAGGAGCAAAAGAGACAAGACCGAGAGCUCAGGCAGGCCGAAAAAGCGCUACAAACACUGGCUGCAUUUGAAGCAAAGACAUCGGCCGGUCCAUCAAGAUAUGUAAGUCAUUUCAAAGCACUAGCCAUGGCUGAUAGCCUCAGGAGUAGUUCUGGAGCGGUCCAUCAAUAUGGUGGAUGUAGGGAUGGGAUAGGUGCCGCACUUGCCUGUUCCGGAGCAUUCAGUGUGACAGUGGCUCAGUAUGACUCAAGCAAGAUGAGGAUAUGA
Tremella mesenterica DSM 1558 is the source of this 1863-nucleotide messenger RNA. RefSeq lists its product as uncharacterized. The record is from RefSeq and is a predicted model, not a curated record. The coding region runs from base 1 to 1863 and encodes 620 amino acids. Gene Ontology annotation, cellular component: nucleus. The transcript has 2 exons. Gene Ontology annotation, molecular function: DNA binding. NCBI's taxonomy places the organism in Eukaryota, Fungi, Basidiomycota, Tremellomycetes, Tremellales, Tremellaceae.